Molecule: messenger RNA, 1305 nt
Organism: Salvia miltiorrhiza (redroot sage)
Lineage: Eukaryota; Viridiplantae; Streptophyta; Magnoliopsida; Lamiales; Lamiaceae
Exons: 3
Coding region: 1-1305 (434 amino acids)
Molecular function (GO): RNA-DNA hybrid ribonuclease activity; nucleic acid binding
Source: RefSeq, a predicted model, not a curated record
AUGAAGAGAGAAGAAUUCAUUGGAAGAGUUGGAGGAAACUUUGCUUGCAUAAAGGCGAGGGGGGCCUGGGCUUCCGAGACAUUGGCCAGCUACUAUCCGCGAGAUGAUUUGCUUUUAGCUAGGAAUGCUCAUUACCCAUCUUUCGUUUGGAAAAGCAUCCUUGUUGGCAGAGACCUACUCGCGAAGGGAGCGGCAUGGAAACUCGGGGAUGGAGGAAGAAUCAGGAUUGGUAAGGACCCUUGGCUCCCGUCUGGAAAGGGAUUGUUUAAGGUGGCUCGAGUGGAUGAGGCAGACAAAAACAGAAAGGCCAAAGAACUUAUGGAUGAGGAUCUUUCAUCUUGGGAUUUACAGAAAGUGGAGGACCUCAUCGAGCCUAGAGAUCGUUGGCGAGUGACGGUACAACUCAGGUGCAAUCCCAGUGAGCGUGACAAGCCGUUUUGGCCUGGUGGAAAACUUAAUACAUACACGGUGAAAUCUGGAUAUCGGUUGGCUAUGGAUUUAAGGCAGCGUGACGAAGCGUCUUCUUCAAUGGCGGCUGGGGGACUUUGGAAGUGGAUUUGGGGCCUUGAGGUUAUACCCAAGGUUAAAUUGUUUAUGUGGAAAUGCCUUGCUAAUGCAUUGCCUACGGCCAUGUUGUUACGAAGUCGAAAUGUGGAGAUUGAUCCUCUUUGCAGGAGGUGUGGUGCUCAUGAGGAGACGUUAGAGCAUGCUCUUCGCGACUGUGCUGGGGUUUGGUCGAUAGUGGAAUGGUUUGAAAAGAUCCGCAGCUCUCCUCAUCCGGAAGUUCAUGCUCAGUUUGCUACUAUUGCGUGUUCAGCUUGGUACGCCAGGAACCUCCUUUUUUUCCAGCAUAAGGAACUAUCCCAUAUUGAGUGUCUUGGGGUUACUUCUAGGGCACAACAAGGUUCUUUCCAGCAACAUCUUCCACUCAAGCUGGAAUGCUGUCGAGAGGGCCAAAUGAAGGUUUCGUGUGAUGCGGCUUUAGGUGCUGACAAAGGUGCUGGAGUUGGGGUGGUGCUUUGGGAUAGUGCAGGCGGUCUGAAGAGUUGCAGGUACGGUUUUGUGCAGGGCGAGUUUCCUGUCAUCGAGGGAGAGGCGAUGGCCAUUCUUGAAGGCCUCCAUCUUUGCCGCGAACGUGGAAUCACGGAUGCCAUCUUUGAAACAGAUAACCAGCUUCUGUAUUGGCUGUUGAUUAAGCGUGAGAAUGACCUUUCCUAUUUGGGGGAUACGUUACGUGCAAUCUUCGAGAUGGGGAAUCUCACCACGUCGCUUUUAGUUGGACUCCGCGGGAAGGGAAUACCAUAG